Carassius gibelio (silver crucian carp) is the source of this 3704-nucleotide messenger RNA. RefSeq names its product gastrula zinc finger protein XlCGF57.1-like. Gene Ontology annotation, molecular function: RNA polymerase II cis-regulatory region sequence-specific DNA binding; DNA-binding transcription factor activity, RNA polymerase II-specific. The coding region runs from base 772 to 2703 and encodes 643 amino acids. NCBI's taxonomy places the organism in Eukaryota, Metazoa, Chordata, Actinopteri, Cypriniformes, Cyprinidae. Gene Ontology annotation, biological process: regulation of transcription by RNA polymerase II; central nervous system development. The record is from RefSeq and is a predicted model, not a curated record. The transcript is spliced from 3 exons. Gene Ontology annotation, cellular component: nucleus.
AUGAACAUCAAUUAUGUCAAGAAGGUGCUCACACAGACAGAAACUGGGAUAUUGAGAAGCAAACAGGUAAAUGAGUUAUUUAGAGAACAAAGUGAAUGGAGAGAGGAGGCAGCAGUUUUUUUUUUUUUUUUUGCAGUUUUCUAAUUUCUUCACUUCAGAAGAUUCACAACUUCAAGGAGACUUUGUUAAACUUGUGCUGUGUAACAGGAAAAAUGCAUUUGUUCUCUGGUUUAUAAAUGUCCUAAAUAUAUUUCAAUUAUUAUAUUUCGUUUAUUAUCAUAAACCUAAGUUGUUUUCUCGUGAUCUAGACAUAACAAUAUAGCUGGUAACUUUAGAAAUUAAAAAGAGAAUAAUAACGCUUGUCUUCUUGGGGGUUUGUCCUGAUUGGACAGUUUAAAUGUGUAUCCCGGUGUGAAAACGCCCAAUGAUUGGGAAACUCCUCUUUUACCCAACACAGUUGGUGGCGAUAAUGCUCCUUUGGAGUUAAUCGCCAUUAAACAAGAAGAAGAAGAGAAGAACUCUUUUUUUUUUUUGUUCUGCUUGAGCUCAACGGCUGCAGUCCUGGAUUCAGUCAGAGCUGAGGAAAAAAUAACUUUCAGCAGAAACCGUGAAGAGUCCUCAAAGCUCUCGGACGCAGCUGCAGCGAUCUUCUGAGGAGAGGGGAGCAGUUCAGGGUAUUUAUCAUCUUUAAACAACGCCGUGACUACGUUUUGAUGAAAAGCAAGAAUCUCUGGAUGAGUAUCAUCUGAACUGAGCUCUGCUGCUGUGAAGAUGAUGUUUGUUAAAGAGGAGAGUGAAGAGUACACGGGUGAACCAGAAAUCCGGGGAAUAAAACCAGAGGAGCCAGAAAUCCGGGGAAUAAAACCCCAGGAGCCAAAAAUCCGGGGAAUAAAACCAGAGGAGCCAAAAAUCCGGGGAAUAAAACAUGAGGUGCAAGGAGAGCCGAUGGAAUGGAACGAGGAGAGUGAAGAACUGAGUGAAGUGGAGGAGAAACAACAUAACAAACCUGGAGAAAAGCCUUUAAGCCACUUGAACACUAAAAAUACAUUUUUAAAGAAAAGAAGAGCCAAUAAAUCUUUCACCUGCACUCAAUGUUGGAAGAGUUUCUCAGACAAAAAAAGUCUUGAGCUUCACAUGAGAGUUCAUACUGGAGAGAAACCAUUCACCUGUGAUCAGUGUGGGCAGAGCUUCACACGAUCAUCAAAUCUUAAGAGUCACAUGAGCAUCCACACUGGAGAGAAACCAUUCACAUGUGUCCAAUGUGGUAAGAGCUUCAGAGAUAAAGGACUACUUAAAGUACACAUGAAGAUCCACACCGGAGAGAAGCCGUUCAUGUGUGAACAGUGUGAAAAGACAUUCUCAAAAAGCUCAAAUCUUCGGCUUCACAUGAGAGUUCAUACUGGAGAGAAACCAUUCACCUGUGACCAGUGUGGGAAGAGCUUCACACAAUCAUCAAAUCUUAAGAUACACAUGAGGGUCCACACCGGAGAGAAGCCGUUCAUGUGUGAACAGUGUGAAAAGACAUUCUCAAACAGAUUAAAUCUUCGGCUUCACAUGAGAGUUCAUACUGGAGAGAAACCAUUCACCUGUGAUCAGUGUGGGCAGAGCUUCACACAAUCAUCAAGCCUUAAGAGUCACAUGAGGACCCACACUGGAGAGAAGCCGUUCACAUGUCUCCAAUGUGGUAAGAGCUUCAGAUAUAAAGGAAUACUUAAAGAACACAUGAAGAUCCACACCGGAGAGAAGCCAUUCAUGUGUGAACAGUGUGAAAAGACCUUCUCAAACAGAACAAAUCUUCAGCUUCACAUGAGAGUUCAUACUGGAGAGAAACCAUUCACCUGUGAUAAGUGUGGGAAGAACUUCACACAAUCAUCAAAUCUUAAGAGUCACAUGAGCAUCCACACUGGAGAGAAACCACACACAUGUGUCCAAUGUGGUAAGAGCUUCAGAGAUAAAGGACUACUUAAAGAACACAUGAAGAUCCACACCGGAGAGAAGCCGUUCAUGUGUGAACAGUGUGAAAAGACAUUCUCAAACAGAACAAAUCUUCAGUUUCACAUGAGAGUUCAUACUGGAGAGAAACCAUUCACCUGUGAUCAGUGUGGGAAGAGCUUCAGAGAUAAAGGAAUACUUAAAGUACACAUGAGAAUCCACACCGGAGAGAAGCCGUUCACAUGUGAUCAGUACGAAAAAAUGUUUUUGUGUGCUUCAUACCUGAAGAAAUCCUUGACAGUUCAUACAAAGGAGAAGCCGCAUUCAUGUUCUGAAUGUGGAAAGAGUUUUUCACUCCCGCAAAGUUUAAAAGAACAUCAGAAAAUACAUACUGGUGGGAGAGAGUACAUGUGCUUUGAGUGUGACAAGACUUUUAUGACAGCACAGUGUUUAAAACGGCACCAGAGGAUUCACACUGGAGAAAAACCUUACAAGUGUUCACACUGUGACAAGAGAUUCAGUGUGUUAGGAAACAUGAAAGCACAUGAGAGGAUCCACAGCAAAGAGAAACCACACACAUGUGAUCAGUGCGGGAAGAGUUUCGCUUCUAAAAUUCACCUGAAGAAACACAUGAAGAUCCAUGCAGUGGAAAAAGCACUUAGUGGAGAAACCAGUUAUACCUCGUUUCCACCCCAGGAACUUUACCCAGGGACUAGGGACUUUGGCCUGGUACUCAGUGUAUUUCCACCGCAGGAACCAGGAACUAAAUAAAGUUCCGGGUAAAAAAAUGGUCCUCAAAGUCCCUGCUGGCGAGGUGGUCCUUUUUCAAAGUUCCGGAACUUUCGGGGGCGGGUCUUGGGCGCUAAACAUCCUGGUUGGUUGAGUUCACGCAGCAUUGGUUGAGUUCAACCACCAUUUAUUCGGAUCAACAUUUUCAAAAUAUUACUGUUAUUGUCAUGAAAUGUUAUUUUAAAAGUAUUUCAGGCAAGAAUGUAGUUGUCUAAAACUCAAAUCUGUGGUUUAUUUAUAAAGACAUCGCCUAUUUUCGCCGAUCUCGGAGACGUGAGCUCCACGCGAUCAGCGAGAGCUCAGUGAUCAUCUAUCCGCCGAGAAGCAGCCGCACCUCGGCUAGACCUUCUGAUGUGUGCCGCUGGCUCUGAUGUCUCUUUAGUGGUUAAACAUAAAAUAUAAUUUAGCUGUGGGGUGAAUCUAACAUGUUUUCUUUUGUCUGUAUUCAAUUUAUCUAAUGUUAAAAUGAAAAUAAAAAAGGCAAAUCUAUAUAAUAUUUCAUUUCAUUGUAAUGGCUGUAUACACAUAUCCCUGAACAAAGUACAUUUCUGCAGCUGUUAGUAUGUUUAAAUGAAAACGAAAGGAGGCAGUGGUAUUUGAUAUUCGAUUUCCUUUUAUUGUAAAUAUAACGUUACUGAUAGGAAAAUUGCAGUAGCCAUGGUCAGCUGAGUUCACGCAGCAUUUUUUGGGUUCAACCACCAUUUAUGCGGAUCAUUUUCAAAAUAUUAGUGUUAUUGUGUCAUUAAAUGUAAUUUUAAAAGUAUUUCAGGCGAGAAUGUAGUUGUUUAAAACUCAAGUCUGUGGUUUAUUUAUAAAGACAGGGCCUAUUUUCGCCGAUCUCAGAGACGGUCAGCUCCACGCAAUCAGCGAGAGCUCAGUGAUCAUCUAUCCACCGAGAAGCAGCCUCACUUCGGCUAGACCUUCUGAUGUGUGCCGCUGGCUUUGAUGUCUCUGUAGUGGUUAAACAUAAAAUAUAAUUUAUC